CGACGACGACACGACAAAGGACGUCGCGGAGGGGACAAGGGCGGCAGCGGUUGCGGCCAGGCAGGCAACGGAUGUGGUCUUCAUUGUGGGGUCGAUGGAUUUGUGACUAGAGUGUAUUGGUGGUUCGAUCGGGGCACAGUACGGUGCGGCAGUGGGAACUCGUGGUGUUCUGUGGCACCGAGGCAGAGAAGUUUGUGUGUGCCGAAARAGAUUUCUUUGUUUUUUGUUGUGUCGUUGAAGUCUUCGUUGUUUGCACGGAUGAGAAAGUACUCGUACCGUAGGAGAAAGAAGGACGGGGCAGAAACGAAAGCAGGCAGCUCUUCGUGGUUUGACGUGGUUUGUCGAAAUCGUACGAUGCUUCACCGUACGGUACAGUAAUACGAAAAUCUGAGUGGUUAGUCGGAGUCUGUACAGGCCAGGUCUACUGAGCAUCGUACUUCGAAAAUGCAUCGGGAGACAGCGUUCCAAAAAUCCGGCAGAAACGACAACAUUUGUUCGUCACAACGGGUGAUGGACAGACUAGUGGAAGACGGGAUUUCGAUCCAAAAUCCACCCAGCGUUUCCAGAUUUUGCGGUACCAUACCAUGCAAACGCUCGAGAAGAGUCAACACGAAGCCCCGCAAUCGACAACUGCCGUGGAAGUAUCACGACAGUGCCAACAACUCCGCAUCGAUGUGGACCGACACGAUGAACAUAGCAUCGGGCUUCAAGGCACCACGUCUGGUCAACUCGGAUUGCAGAAAUUGCGCGGUUUGUUCUCCUUGGUUACGACAGCUGGACGAUUGUUCCUCUCUUUCAUUUUAAAAAAAUAUCACGAAUCGCACGAUUAAAUCGCAGAAAGUCGCUGCGGGGGGUGUCUAACCGAAAACGAAAGGAAUUGGCCUCCUCCAUCACCAUGUCCGACCGAAAACGAAAGGCGGUCGAUAUCGUCUCGGUAGGAACCCCUCCGAAGAAAAUAGUUGGCGAGAGCCAGACCAUUCGCUUCGUCAUCUACGACUUUGAGAAACACCCCGAAAAACGUGAUGAGUGGAUCUCGUCUCCAAUUCUGUGUGCCCAUGGGCAUUCAUGGAAGAUUAGGGUUUAUCCAAGAGGGUGUUCAGAAUCAAGUAAAGGAAAGGAGUAUGUUUCUUGUUUCUUAGAYWUUSCMKRCAAUAGAGAAGGUGGUCCAACUGUGAAAUUUUAUUUACGUUGUAGAAAGGUCACAACAAGAUCUCGCCUACAAGAAUUCGGCGMAGAAUGGAAUUGGGGUUGGAGAGACUGGGUCGAAAGGGAAAAUAUUUUGAAAGACUGCUUAGAGCCAGACGGGAGCUUGGUAGUCGAAGCAGAUAUCWGGAUGUGUGUCGAUAGCAAAGUAUGGUAUCCCAAGGAGCUCCAACGAGAGGAGACACUGGUGGCGCUCUAUCGCAACACUCCUUCUGAAACCGCCGAUGUUACGUUCACUGUAGGCAAAACAAAUUACGAAGCCCAUUCAUUKAUCCUCUCGAUGAAAGCCAGGGCGCUAUUCGAACUAUCCAAGGAAUACAAGAACGAUGUCCCUGUUCCGAUUCCUGAAAUUCGUCCGAAAAUCUUUAGGAGCGUUUUGGAGUUCAUGUACACCGUGAGAACACCCAACAUCGAGGACGAGGAAAUUGCGUUAGAAAUCCUUGUCGCUGCAAAUCGGUUCGAGUGUACGCAGCUCAAGCUCUACGCAGAAUCCGUCAUCGUCGACAAGUUUUUGGCGGGCUCAAAUGCUGCUGAGAUGUUGAUGUUUGCGGAUUCGCAUUCUUGCGCUCUCUUGAAAGAAGCGGCCAUAAACGUAUACAUGAGCGAUACCAAACGUGUUAGGCGAUCCCAAGGCUGGACCAAAGUCAAAGAAUCGAAGAGGCUUCUUAGUGAGCUGCUUGAGCAUACUCCCCUUCUGAAUAUAGAAGUUGGACUGGAAUAUUGGUCUGAUGACGUGGAUCAAAUGGAUGUGGCUUGUCUUCGUGACCAUCUACAAGACGCCAAUCAAGAAAUCGAUGGAAGCCGUGAAAUGCUUGUGGAACGUUUGAAGGAGAUCACAUGCGUUCCUGGAUAUCAUCCAGAAAAUAGACAAGAAAUAUGAUGCGUAGGAUUGUAGCCAAACUACAGAUGAAAUGACAAAGCAAUCAAAAAGAACAGGAACA
Pseudo-nitzschia multistriata is the source of this 2144-nucleotide messenger RNA. The record is from the annotation of a GenBank genome assembly. NCBI's taxonomy places the organism in Eukaryota, Bacillariophyta, Bacillariophyceae, Bacillariales, Bacillariaceae.